Molecule: messenger RNA, 2830 nt
Organism: Sebastes umbrosus (honeycomb rockfish)
Lineage: Eukaryota; Metazoa; Chordata; Actinopteri; Perciformes; Sebastidae
Gene: fgfr1b
Product: fibroblast growth factor receptor 1b
Exons: 17
Coding region: 282-2399 (705 amino acids)
Biological process (GO): positive regulation of cell population proliferation; positive regulation of kinase activity; multicellular organism development
Cellular component (GO): signaling receptor complex; membrane
Molecular function (GO): fibroblast growth factor receptor activity; fibroblast growth factor binding; ATP binding
Source: RefSeq, a predicted model, not a curated record
GAGAGGAGGGGGGAGGGGGGUUACUGGAGGACACUCCCACUGAAGGCGUCUCUUCUCCGGACUGAAUCCUGAGGAAACACCGUCAACCAGCCGAGCGUCUCCACGUUUUCUCCCCGUGAGAGGAGCUCAUUUCUCCCGUUAACCAGGAAGCUCCAGCCCGGUACUCCGGUGCUCCGGUACCGAGGAAUACUACCGACCGUCCCCGGCUUUCAGUCCUCGUCCUCGGAUCCAGCAGCGAGCUGCAGACCGACUCUCCGAGUGAUCCCAGUCUGGACGUCAACAUGUCUCCCCCCCGCUGUCUCCGGCUGCUGCUGUCCUGCAUCCUGCUGGUUCUGCUGGUCCAGUUCCCUCCGACCUGGUCCAGACCGGCCACAGAGGACACCGACACCGGCGACGCAGUGAAAUCCUCUGAAGACGAAGAAGAUGAUGAGUCAUCGUCAGAGGAAAAUAAACUGUCCAAUGAGCUGUCGACGAGCAACGAGCAGCUCCAGACCUCGGCGCCGCCGCAGUGGGUGAUGCCAGACAAGAUGGAGAAGCAGCUCCACGCCGUUCCCGCCAGCCGGACCGUGAAGUUUCGAUGCCUAGCGACGGGAAACCCCGUUCCCUCGCUGCGCUGGUACAAGAACGGGAAAGUGUUCAGGAAGGACCAGCGGAUCGGAGGCUUCAAGAUCAGAGACCACAUGUGGACUCUCAUCAUGGAGUCGGUGGUUCCGUCUGAUAAAGGGAACUACACCUGCGUGGUGGAGAACGAACACGGGAGCCUCAAACACACCUACCUGCUGGACGUAGUCGAGCGUUCUCCUCACAGACCCAUCCUGCAGGCCGGUCUCCCGGCCAACCAGACGGCGGUCGUCGGUCGCGACGUGGAGUUCGUGUGUCGGGUGUUCAGCGACCCGCAGCCUCACAUCCAGUGGCUCAAACACAUCACCGUCAACGGCAGCAGAGAGGCGCCGGACGGACACCCGUACGUCCUCGUCCUCAAGACUGCAGGUUUGAACACCACCGAUAAAGAGAUGGAGGUGUUGACUCUGAGGAACGUGACUCUGACGGAUUCAGGAGAGUACACCUGCCUGGCGGGAAACUCCAUCGGCGUCUCUCAUCACUCGGCGUGGCUCUCCGUGGUCGACGAUCUCCCCCCCGCCCCGCUGCCCUCUCAGACAUACCUGGAGAUCUUCAUCUAUUGCCUCGGCUUCUUCAUCAUCAUCGUCCUCACCGCCACAGCCGUCGUCUGCAGACUCUGCUGUGCCCCGAAGAAGAGCGACUUCGGAAGCCCGUUAGUUGUCCAGAAACUAGCCAAGAGCGUCCAUCUGAGGAGACAGGUGUCCGUCGAGUCCUCGUCCUCCCUCCAGUCCGGGAUGUGUCUGAUGCGUCCGUCUCGCCUCUCCAGCGCCGCGGGCAGCGUCCUGACGGGAGUGUCGGAGUACGAACUUCCCUACGAUCCCCUCUGGGAGCUUCCUCGUGACCGGCUGACGCUGGGGAAGGCUCUUGGCGAGGGAUGUUUCGGUCAGGUGGUUCUGGCCGAGGCCGUCGGGGUCGACAGGAAUAAACCGACGCGCCUCACGAAGGUGGCGGUGAAGAUGCUGAAAUCGGACGCCACGGAGAAGGACCUGUCUGACCUCAUCUCUGAGAUGGAGAUGAUGAAGAUGAUCGGCAAACACAAGAACAUCAUCAACCUCCUGGGAGCGUGCACUCAGGACGGCCCUCUGUAUGUAGUAGUGGAGUACGCCUCCCAGGGGAACCUGAGGGAGUACCUCCGCACUCGGCGGCCCGUCGGGUUGGAGUACUGGAGCGGGUCGAGGCAGACGACUCUGGGCUAUCUGGAGGUCAGGGAGCUGGUGUCGGCGGCGUACCAGGUGGCCAGAGGGAUGGCCUACCUCGCCUCCAAGAAGUGUAUCCACAGAGACCUGGCAGCCAGGAACGUGUUGGUCACCGAAGACAACGUGAUGAAGAUCGCUGACUUUGGCCUGGCCCGAGACGUCCACCACAUCGACUACUACAAGAAGACCACCAACGGUCGUCUGCCGGUGAAGUGGAUGGCACCAGAAGCUUUAUUCGACCGCAUCUACACCCACCAGAGUGACGUGUGGUCGUUCGGCGUCCUGCUGUGGGAGAUCUUCACCCUGGGGGGAUCUCCGUACCCCGGCGUCCCCGUGGAGGAGCUCUUCAAGCUGCUGAAGGAGGGACACCGCAUGGAGAAACCCUCCGCCUGUCCUCAGGAGCUGUACCUGAUGAUGAGAGACUGCUGGAACGCCGUCCCGUCUCGCCGACCGACGUUCCUACAGCUGGUCGAGGACUUAGACCGCGCCCUCUCUCUCAUGGCCAACCAGGAGUACCUGGACCUGGCCGCUCCUCUGGUCCAGUAUUCGACGGUCUCGCCUCCUUCCUGUAACUCCACAUAGGCCUCCUGGGAUCUCUUCCCCUUCCUGGAUCACCUUCACCCCGUUUCCUCUGCUGCUGCGCGGCGGCGGCGGUCCCAGAUGAGGCUCCGGAGCUCAGACGAAGCCGCCUCGCUGCCGUCUAUCAGCAGCAGCCUGAUGUGAAGAACAGCUGGACUGAGCUGGACUCAGGACUCAGGAAGCAGCAGCUCAUCCAGAGAGGACACAAAGACUGAGUUCAGCCACCGAGAGCUGCUCCUGAGCUGCAUCACCGCUUCACUAUGUUCAUAUUAAUAAUAAUGAUAAUAAUAAUAAUAAUAAUAAUGUCCUCAGUGUGAAUAUUGUAAAUAAUAGUUUGUGUUAUAUGGAUGUUAAACUGGAUUUAUAAGAGACACAUGAAAUGAAAGGGAAAGUAAGUAAAGGGAGAACCAGAUGUAAAUAAAUGUAUAAAUGUG